GAGACAUCAAGGAGGCGGUAAAGUAAUUUUCUUUAGUAAAAAUGUCAAAAUAUAGGUUUGCCCUUGUUAGUUGGGCGAAGGGACCUGACAAAGAUAAAACCAGCAUCGUUCCCAUCAGCUGGAUAAUUGAUUUUGACCCAGCUGAUACUGACAAGACAUAUUUUGUGGAAUGUCGUUCAACUAACCACAAGAAGCCUGCUAGUGGAUGGCCCGUUGAACAUGCCGUCGUUCUUCAGUUAGCAGAAAAAGAGGCUACACUCAGAGCUGCUGAGCGAGAACUCUAUCCAGAUAACAUGUCGGGCAAGAGGGUGAGAAAAGCAAAAUGCCUGGACUUUGGUGAUGAAGAUACCAGUACUGGCAACAAAGCCUCUGGCUCUGGAAAUCCAAAACAGAAAAAAGCCAAGGUUGCUGCACAAAGACAAGCGGAGGAGGAACUACUGUCAGAGGACAGUCAGUUUAGCUCCGAUCCAGCAGAAUCAUCAAGCCAGGGAAACAACAACCAUACCGGAGACUUGCAGAGCCAGAUCAAGGCCUUACAGAAAGAAAACACCAAACUGCGGAACAUGGUAGUUAAAGAAAUUCCAGCGUUGUUGGUGGACAUGAGAAAGCUUGUCUCCAUCUACAACACCACCAACAAAGAUGUUGAUGACCUCCCCACCAAAGAUGUUGACCCCAAUGCUGAGAGUGACGGCCCGGGUGAAACGUCACUUUGCACACCUUGCAGACCUUCACAAGUGAAAAUCGGGAAUGAUGGAACCGUCACUGUCUCGUCACAUUGUUGGGAGACUGCAAAAGCUUGUACAUCCCCCAAUGGGAUGGCACGGGUGCUACUGAUGGGGCUCUUCAGUGUGGAUGUCCUCCUCAAGUCCAACUUGAAAGGAGGUGUCAGCAAGCUGGAUCCCUCUGCUGAGCGUCGGCAGGCUCUUGACCCGAGGAAAAUUCAAGCUUUACAAGAUGCUGUUGUAAACCAAUUUCCAACGGCCAAGGAAGCAGAUAUCAGAAAAUCAAUUAACUGUAGAAUCUGCGAGCUAAGACACCAGGUGAAGCGCAGAACUGUGGUUAUAUAAGUCGUGUCAAGAAUCAAGAUGGAAUCUUAAACAAGAAUUUUCUUUUGGCAAUUUAUUUCUUUUUCACAGUUCCAAAAGUAUAUGUAUAUUUUCUGUUCAAUGGCAUUCUUUAAAAAUGUUGCACUGUUAAGAAAUGUAGAGUCAGUCAAAUUUCCUUUGUCUGACCAUAUGCAAGGCCUCUUGGGGUUGUAAUAGGCCUGUGUAGCUCCCUACCUCAAAUUGGCUUCAGUAUCUGUACCUGAUUAAAAGAAAAUA
Molecule: messenger RNA, 1322 nt
Organism: Epinephelus fuscoguttatus (brown-marbled grouper)
Lineage: Eukaryota; Metazoa; Chordata; Actinopteri; Perciformes; Serranidae
Exons: 6
Coding region: 42-1067 (341 amino acids)
Molecular function (GO): DNA binding
Source: RefSeq, a predicted model, not a curated record